AUGUCGUUUCUGCAAAAUUUCCAUCUGAGUCCAGGUCAAACCAUCAGAUCCACGCGAGGCUUCAAAUGGAAUACUACCAGAAGCCCUCUAAACGACAAUGGCGACUCCAGCAGCCCCAACUUGGCAGAGACAAAUGUGCCGCUAUUUGCCACGCCUCAGAAAGCCGAAAACACGACUGUCACUGACUUCAAUUAUACCCCAUCUCACCAAAAACCAUUCUUGGAUAUAUCACAAGGUACCGCCGUGUCCUCUCAUAAAGACCUCAAAGAAAUAGUGGAAACAACUUUGGGCUCGGAAGGGGUCCUCAAUCAAGCUAUUAAGCUACCAAAAGGCGAGGACGUCAAUGAGUGGGUUGCCGUACACUGCGUUGACUUUUACAAUCAAAUAAACAUGCUUUACGGAGCCAUUACUGAGUUUUGUUCCCCAGAGUCCUGCCCUCGCAUGAUAGCUACAAAUGAAUAUGAAUACCUGUGGUACGUUAAGCCUGGCUCGCCGCCUUUAUCUGUAUCUGCCCCCAAGUACGUUGAAUUUCUUAUGAAAUGGUGCCAAGAUCAAUUUGAUGACGAAACGGUUUUCCCACCUAAAUCAAACAUGCCCUUCAGUGCUUCAUUUAUCGACACCAAUGCAAAGCCCAUCCUGAAGAGGCUCUUCAGGGUCUACGCGCAUAUCUAUUGCCAUCACUUUAACGAGAUGCUCGAGCUAAACCUACAAACCGUGCUGAAUACCAGCUUCAGACAUUUUUGCCUCUUCACACAGCAGUUCCAGCUUCUAAGGAAGCAAGAUUAUGGUCCGCUUAUUGAGCUGGUCCAAGAACUCAAAGAUAGAUAG
Lachancea dasiensis is the source of this 828-nucleotide messenger RNA. NCBI's taxonomy places the organism in Eukaryota, Fungi, Ascomycota, Saccharomycetes, Saccharomycetales, Saccharomycetaceae. The record is from the annotation of a GenBank genome assembly.